CCUCGCACACUUUCGAGUUGUAGCGACUGCAAUUUGAUAACCACAACACCGCCAUCAUGGGUCGCGUUCGAACAAAGACCGUCAAGAAGUCCGCCAAGGUCAUCAUUGAGCGGUACUACCCAAAGCUCACUCUCGACUUCGAGACCAACAAGCGAAUCUGCGAUGAGAUCGCUAUCAUUGCUUCGAAGCGCCUUCGAAACAAGAUUGCGGGCUACACCACGCACUUGAUGAAGCGCAUCCAGCGUGGACCUGUACGCGGUAUCUCCUUCAAGCUGCAGGAAGAAGAACGUGAGAGGAAGGAUCAAUAUGUGCCGGAGGUCUCGGCACUCGACUUCACCCAGAACUCGGAGAGUGGACAGCUCGAUGUUGAUCAGGAGACCAAGGACAUGCUCAAGGCCAUGGGCUUCGAUAACAUUCCGGUUAACGUCGUCGCCGUCUCGCAGCAGCAGACUAUCGACCGACCACGCCGCUUCGGCGAUCGCUCCCGCAACUAGAUUGAUUGCAUGUGCAAUGGCGUCAAUGGCAUGAUUACGGGAAAAACUUAUCAUUCUUAUGGACAAGGGUGUAACGUGGCCGCUCAGCAAAUUGUCUGGUAGGCAUGAAAUCGAGAAACGUUUUCUCAACUGGUGUCGCCGUCUCUUACUCAAGAGACUAGGCUUGAUUGCCAUCAUUCUUUCCUUUCACUUCCAUGUGCAUCUGUGAUUCAUGAUGUUGACCCGCUGCCAGUGGACCGUCGCCUCUACUUUAGAAUAUUUCUCGUUACACGCGAAGAACAGACCAAAUGCUGUUCUAGCUUCUCACGUACCGACAAGAGUCAAUGUGUCAUGACCAAGUACCGUUCUGGAUUUCUUUUUAAUCCCGGGGUCCACACACGUUUGGACAUCGCAUCCCGUUUGAUGGGAUUUAAUGGUCAUCUGCGAUUCCGCUUUUCAUUCCUUCAUUGCUCUUCGCCUAGUCUUUCGCAGCUCUCUAGUCUCAUAUACAUAGUAGCAGCUUGCUUUGUCAUCUACCCGGUUUUUCUACUUGUGGCCUGUCUCGAGAUCUAGAUUUGGUCUUGUUGUUGACAAUCUAUCAUCAGAAUGGAUCAGAGAGAUUGAUCCAGACCUCUGUUCAAGAUUCGUGUCAAACUCUACUGGAAGCAAUGAUGGAUCUAAAUGAUAUAGCGUUUAGAAUGCGAACUUGCCUCAAGAGUAAGGCUCUUCCAGCUGGGGGUUUGCCUUUGGUAGAGAAAAGUAGAUCUGAAAUGACUAUGAGGUGCCGAACUUGGAGCAGACGGUGCGGGGAUUUUUUUCUCAGUCAUCCUAAGUCAGUCACCAAGUAGAAUAAUGCAAACAUCCAAGGAAGCGUCAAUACAUGCUCUGGAACAGAGCAUAAAGCUAAGAGUCGCAUGCCACCAAUUAGAAGAAAGGAAAGCUUUGAAGGGUAAUGGCAUUGCACCCUCGUCCAGAGCUAGAUUUUCGCAAAACACUUACAUGUCUUAGGCGUAAAAUAUCUCCAUGUCAAGUUGCUUUACGAAAGAUUGUGGCACUUGAAUGCCUGGCAUAUGAAAAUCGUCAAUGACC
This is a messenger RNA of Verruconis gallopava, 1562 nucleotides long. Its product is annotated as 40S ribosomal protein S17. NCBI's taxonomy places the organism in Eukaryota, Fungi, Ascomycota, Dothideomycetes, Venturiales, Sympoventuriaceae. The transcript has 4 exons. Gene Ontology annotation, molecular function: structural constituent of ribosome. Gene Ontology annotation, cellular component: ribosome. The record is from RefSeq and is a predicted model, not a curated record. Bases 57 to 494 code for a protein of 145 amino acids. Gene Ontology annotation, biological process: translation.